Messenger RNA from Metarhizium acridum CQMa 102, 2817 nucleotides. NCBI's taxonomy places the organism in Eukaryota, Fungi, Ascomycota, Sordariomycetes, Hypocreales, Clavicipitaceae. The record is from RefSeq and is a predicted model, not a curated record.
AUGUCGUGGGACUUGCUUCAGAGAUUUAUCGAAUCCGACGUCUUCAAUUCGAAUCCCUUUCUACCAGUCUCAUACCUUUCGCGGUACGCUGACCAUGUGGGCAUCCACUAUGUUCUGUGCCAUAAACUGCGGCAAUUCCCUUACGAGGAUAUUGAGUUCUUCCUGCCGCAGCUAUGCCACCUUAUAAUCAGCGUCGACAAUGAGUCAAUGGCCCUGGAGGAGUUUCUGCUGGAUCUAUGCGAAGAGUCCGUGACUGCUGCUCUGUUGCACAUUGUCUUUGGUUUGGCAGAUAGAGCACGGCAUCCAAAGAUCAAGGAGAAUGUCUUGCCAGUGACUGUCUUGUCUAGCUUCGUUCUCGCCAGUGUUGCGAUGCCCAUGAUUCCGAAGUGGGCGGGACCACUCGCCGUUGCGCAGGCUCGGAAGCCUCAACCUGUUGCCGAGCUUAUUCCCGAGAUCGACGAGCCUAUCAAAACUCCAACGAGAGCACAAACUGUAACGGGAGCGACUUCAAAAUCCAGACGGGCCAAAGACGUUAAAAACCCAAUUGCGUCUUUGCCGGGUGCUAAUGGCCUCAAGGACGGCCGCCCCUCUCCCAGGAGCGUGCCUCAUCUGCCCACAACAACCCCAUCACAGAAAACCAGAAUCGUUUCCGAAUCCAAACGACCUUCGGCGUUGGAGUUGGGUUCUGUGGAAGCUCGACUCAGCUCUGCUUCGUUGCCCCUACCUUCGCCACAAACGACGAGCCGUCCUUCGACUCCCGUGUCGGCUGGAUUAGCACUUCGAUCAAACGAAAGUGGUAACCAUCGGCGACACUCGCACAACACCAAGGCUGUCACUGAUCCUGCCGAUCUGUCCCAAACUCAUAAGACGAAACUUUUGCGGCAGCAUUACUUCCGCUCCCAGACUCAGUUUCUGACUGCCCUCGAGGGCAUAUCUAACCGCUUGGUAAUAGUUCCGAAACAAGCGAGGAUGAGCGCCUUGCGUGCUGAGUUGGCGCUCAUUGCGCGGGACUUGCCUGCCGAAGUCGACGUUCCUGUAAUCUGCCCUCCAACCUUGGUCAAUGGAUCGCCUGGAAAGAGUCGCCAUCACAGAAUAGUGCGACUUAAUCCCGCGGAGGCAACCGUUUUGAACAGUGCUGAGAAAGUGCCAUAUCUAAUGAUGGUAGAAGUUCUCAGAGAAGACUUCAGCUUUGACCCCGACAACCCCGACAACAAUCGACUUCUCACCAAACUAUUGGAUUCUAAUGGCAAGGCGCGCCGGCUUUUUGACUUAUCAUCCGAGACCCCAAAAAUCACGCCAGUUGCACGAACGCCUGAACCCGUUGCCGACAGCGUUUUUGAACCCACUUCUGGGGAUUUGGGAAGCUCGCCUUUGCUAAUGCCAGAAGAUGACACGCUCUCCAGACCAAUGACGAAGCACCAUCAAGUCCAUACCUCGCAGCGAUUGUCAAGUGGAGCUACGACCUCUUCUACAACGCUGGAUGCUGCCACUCCUCGUACGUCGGGGCAAUCGACAUCAAGAUCCAGCAGUCCAGGGUCCAGGCGCAAGAUGACUCUCACUUUGCCACGGAACGCCUCUGCAGAUCAACCUGAUUUCUCGGCUCUUGCGACGCACAUGCGAACCGCAUCUCAGAUGCUUGCGCAACUUGAUGCAACAAGUGGAAAGCGGCCUCGGCAAGAAGUUGCUGCUAUUCGUGCCAAGAUAAUUGCUAGCAUGCAAAGCCUAGAAGAAAAGAGCUUCGACAUGGACGACCAAGGACCGACCUUUGACACCAUCAUUGCCAAGACAAAUGCAGGCGCACCUUCAACGGGUAAUCCGGAUCUGGAAGAGGACGCCUCCAUUGAUCCGGCGAUAAAUGCUAGUGCAGGCAGGGAGCGAAUGGAAAAUGACUUCAAGACUGGGGGUGUUCAACGUCGUGGUGACCGUGACGACCCAAGUGCAGCCGUCUUUGGUGAGGCAUGGGAAGCCAAAAAGGAACGCAUUCGGAAGUCCUCCCCCUAUGGCUGGAUGAAGAAUUGGGAUCUCGUGAGCGUCAUUGUCAAGACUGGUGCCGAUUUAAGACAGGAAGCCUUCGCUUGCCAGCUGAUCGACGUUUGCCACAAAAUCUGGUUGGAUGCCGGAGUCAACGUUUGGGUCAAGUUGAUGCGCAUCUUGGUUACGGGCGAGUCAUCGGGUCUGAUUGAGACCAUUACCAACGGCGUGUCGCUCCACUCGCUGAAGCGAAGCCUGACUCUUGCCUCAAUAGAAUCCGGACAGAACCCUCGGCAUCGAAUUGCCACCUUGAAGGACCACUUCGUAAAGGCUUUUGGCCAGCCAGAUAGCGAGCCGUACAAAGCAGGCGUGGAUGCCUUUAAGCGAUCCCUCGCGGCUUACAGCGUCAUCUCAUAUGUCUUGCAGCUAAAGGAUCGGCACAAUGGAAAUGUUUUGAUCGAUAGUGAGGGACAUAUUAUUCACAUUGAUUUUGGCUUCAUGCUGUCGAAUUCUCCUGGAUCGGUUGGUUUUGAGGCAGCGCCAUUCAAGCUUACACACGAGUAUGUGAAUGUCCUAGGAGGCUUGAACUCGCCAGACUAUGAUGACUACAAAAGGUUGUGCAAGCAGGCAUUUCAAGCUCUCCGUCGCUCAGCCGACAAUAUCAUCGACCUGGUGGCUAUGAUGGGUCGAGAUUCAAAGAUGCCCUGCUUUUCUGUGGGCGUGGCUCAAGUGACAAAUACCCUGAGGCAGCGUUUCCAGCUGCACUUGAGUGCCGAUGAGGCAGAGCAGUUUGUUGAGACGGACUUGAUUGCCAAGUCGUUCGGAAGCUAUUAUACUCGUCUGUAA